This is a messenger RNA of Pocillopora meandrina, 2344 nucleotides long. NCBI's taxonomy places the organism in Eukaryota, Metazoa, Cnidaria, Anthozoa, Scleractinia, Pocilloporidae. The record is from the annotation of a GenBank genome assembly.
UUAGAGGGUGGAGGAAGGAAAGUCAACGAAAACAAGCUUCUCACACAGAAAAAGAACAGGUUAGUGAUCGACUGCACAUGCUAAAAAUGAAAGUCUAGUUGUAAUAGAACAUACCAAUAUUGUGAGUGUUCAAGGCUGAUAAAAAUGCUAACAUCACGAAAAUUAUGAUUUUUGGAAUGGUUAGCCCAAAAGAUAGCAUGAAUUUCUGUCCUAUGUCUUGUGAAAUGGUUGAAACACUAGAAAAUUACUGUGUUUACUCGUGUAUAAGUCAACCUUUUAUGACCAAAAAAUCAGCCCAAAAAAUCACCCUUGACUUAUACACAAGUCAUACACAACUACCUGAACCAAACAAUCCAAGACACAAGCAUAACAAUUGCCUGAAGCCUGUUAGGAAAACUGAGUUUGUUUAUUGAGCAUAGUGGGGAGCCACAGCUUGGCAAUCAAGCUAAUUUGCGUUUCCUGUGCCUCUUGCAGUUUGCUAGGUUCAUGGGUUGAUGUGAUAUUUUCUUUGCUCCCAUUGGCAGCUGUAAUUAAAAAUAAGUAAAUUAUGAUCCUCACAACUGAGGUGCAAUUUCAGCAACUGCAAUUAAGAAACAUGAAAAAAAAAUUUAGACUUUGGUAAGAUCUAAACCUGUGCCUCUUAGAUAAAAACUGGGGGCCACUACCAACUGAGCUACAAAGCUACAUGUUUAGUUUUGGUUGUAGGACACUCAUUUUAAAGUGCUUUAGUGAUAAAGCAGUUGGUUUUUAACAUAAUUGCUCACCUGUAUCUUGUAUCAAGAGGCAAGUGAAACUGGACUCAGUAUCUUAGUCAUGAUUGUAUUUCUAAGGAUGAAUUAACCACACAGUAAAUAAAUCCCUGUUGUGAGCAUUUUCCAUGAUGAAAGAAGAGACAGACAUACAACUUUCUUCCCUAGCUUGGAGCACCAGCCUUUUGAAAUUACUAUUGAAUUACAGUCAAUGCUACCUUUAUCAAACUCACCUUAACAAGCCACAAUUUCUGCGGGUUCAUAUUUAAAAUUUUAUGAACACCGUUUAUGUACUCAGUUGAGCAUUGGGUAAGCUGACAGUUCUCACUCGUUUUUGGGUUUUUUUUCAGAUUUAACCCAUAUACGACCUUCAAUAAAUGCAGAAUCUGUAAACAGACUGUCCAUCAGGCACAUUCACACUAUUGUCAAAGUAUGUGAGAUUCUUAUCUAAGGGAGUUUCAUCGUGACCUUGUGUUUUUUUUUAAGAAUUAGAAGGCAAUGAUUUUUUGAUCACUCACCCUGAAAGCAAUGGUGAAAGGAUGUCUUUUGAAGAUUCUGUGUAGUUUGUAAGACAAUUUUCUGCUUUAAGCUGGCAUUUCCUCGCCAACCUUUCUUUGUUUCUAACCAUGUAUUUGUGUCAAGAGUGUUAGGGUUUUGAAGAAGACUGAACAGACAUUUUCAACAUUUUUUUUUUUGAAGAUUUCUUAAAGAGUGCAAACAAUUAUGUUCAAAACUUUACAGUGAAACCACUUGGCUGCGGCUUGUAGUUUCACUUCAGUUUUGAAAGUUACUGACACAAUUUUAAAAGAUAAUAGACAAGGAAACUUUUGUUUGAUUUCUUAAUUGCCCAAUGGUCAAAUUUCACACAAUUCUCUUUUUUUUCACUUCAACAGGCUGUGCAUACAAGAAAGGUUUGUGUCUGUUUUUCUCAUGUAGUGAUACAUGUCAAUUGUAGCUCAAUCUUAUCUGUUCAUCAUUCAAUUUCAAAUUUCAUUGUUUCAGACUUAGUAUUGUACUGUGCUGUUCCCCCAAAUAAGUAAAAAAAACAACCAAUUUAAACAACUAAAACCUGAAAAUGUAUAGCAAUCUAUUGUGUUUGCCAAUGUUUUCUUUAUCCAAGAACUGUAUACAUAAUGAAGUAUGGGGCUGUAUAAAUUGCAUGGUUGUAAAUAAAUAAAGAGAGAUGAAAAAAUUUGAGAUUUGUUCUUGCAUAAGGGUGGUUUUUUCAUUUGUGACUAGCAAGGGACAUGUGCUAUUUAAUGGAAUGUCUUAAAACCAAAACAAACUACAUGUAAUCGCAAUGGCCAGUCAGAACAAAGGGUACUAUCCAGAGGGACCAAUCAGAACAAAAGCAACCAAGUUGCAAUUUGUUUUAGUUUCACAUUUGAUUGGUUAAUGUGGAGCUAGUUUCCUUGACUGGUCAUAGAGCCUUGUAUAACAUUUUCAAAUACAAAACUUCUCAAUCACACUUUUACCACCCAUUUUAAAUAUGUUCUGUAAUUCAUGACCAAUGCAAGUUGUCUCUUUCAGGAAUUUGUGCCAUGUGUGGGAAACAAGUCUUGGACACAUCAAAUUAUAGACAGACUUCCGUUUAA